CGUCGAAUCUGAGAACCCACUUCCUGAAGAAGUGCAGCCUGGACCUCCUGACUAGACCGUUGUCCGUGGAGGAGAGGGCGAGAAGGUAGGAGGGGAUUCACAUGAGGAAGAACCUCGCAAAGAUCAUUGACAGGGGGGGGAAGAGUUCUACACCGAUGAGCAACCUGCCAUCUGCGAGCAGUCUGGUCAUAGGAGCGAUGGGUGCAGGUAGUGGAGCGGCUGAUGCUGGCGGUGUACCAUUGCGGGUGGCGACUUCUGGGGAGUCUGGCCGUGCAGCGCCCCAAAGGCCGACACUUAUCAAGGAUGUGGACAACAUCAUUACUCGUAAUGAACACACAAGCCGCUUCCUCGAUAACUUCCUGUUCUGCACAAACCAACCCUUCAGUCUCGUUGACAAUGAGUACUUCCUCGAGUUAAUCGACGCGGUGAAGAAGGCACAUCCAUCAUGGUUGCCAUACCACAAGGAUGAGGCACGAACGAGGAGGUUGGACGUGUGCAUGGAGGGGAAAGAGAAAGACUCGGUGGCGUAUUUCAAGAUCCUUGAUGGAGUGAUCAAGGAGAUCGGGCCAAACGCAGUGGUUGACGUUGUCAUGGACAACACAAGAGUGUGUGUGAAGGCGGGUAAGAUGGUGGAGGCCGCUUACCCUCAGAUUUUUUGUGUCGGUUGCACUGCACAUGCCCUCGAUUUCGCACUCGAGAACAUGUACAAGCAGCUCGGUUGGCUGGCGGUGGUCAUCGACGCCGACAAUGUAGUUGGCAAAUUCUUCACGAAUGUGGAUAAGGCGAGGGCUUUGUUCGAUAAAUUUUCGUCGAAUUCGAAGUUGAAGCGGCCGGCGGUCACGCGAUUUGCCACAAGUCACGGCAUGCUGGCUUCGUUGAAGAGAGGGAGGAAUGCACUGGAGAAAUGCGUCUGCGACACGGUGUGGGUGGACAAGAUGGUGAGGGCGGAUCAGCUCGCCGCUUUCCGUAAGGUCACCUCCAUCGUGCUAGGAAGGGACGGGUUUUGGGACAAGGUGGACAAUGCCCUCGCAGUGAAGUUUCCUGUUGUGGAGCUGUUGCGCCUGGUCAACGGGCCAGGCGCAACAAUGUCGAAGGUCUACUUCAAGAUGGAUGCGCUCAUCGAGAGAAUGCGUGGCCUCGACUGUGUCACCCCGGGUGAGAAGGCCGACAUUGAGGACAUUCUAAUGCAUCGGUGGUCGUCCAUGACGAGCGAGCUGCACUGCGCGGCUGCCUUCCUUGACCCGAAGUUCCGACACAGUGCAUUGGCAGAGCGAGAUCGGGAGGUUCGGGCGGGGUUCAACAUUUUGUUGUACUCGUGGGCGCCGAAAGAUAAACCCACCCUCGAUGAACUGAGCCGGCAAGUUGAUGACUGGACCAAACUACGUGGGUCAUUCAACACACGAAAGGCAGCGGAGGCGGCGCGUGUGAAACCGGCGGCCUUAUGGUGGGAAGCAUUUGGGGGAAAGUUGGACCUUCUACAGCCGCAAGCCAUCAAAUUGCUUGGCCAAGCAAGCUCGUCUGCUGCAUGUGAGCGGAAUUGGAGCUUGCAUGAGCUCAUUUUUGGAAGACGGCGCACGAAACUCAUGCCGGAGAGACUGUCAAAGCUGGGGAGACGUGCGGACGGAGAGCCAAAACACAAGACGGGCCGACCCUCAAACGCGGAGCUGGGAGAAAGGAAAGCCCAGAAAGCGAAAGUGAAGGCUGCAAAGGCAGCUGCAGCAGCAGCAGUAGCGAGAAGUGCAACAGCCAGAAAAGGAAGGAAGAAAAAGGCGUGCAGCAAUGUCAUCGACGAUAACAAAAGCGGCGAUGAUGCGGCAACAACAGAUGACAAUGAGGCAGCAGCCGCAGGCAACGAGGCAGCAGCAGCACCGUCGUCGGCAUCCUCAUCUUCCUUGUCGGACGAUGAGGAUACAAGUGGGAGUGCGGCGGAGUCCAUGGAACACGGUGAAGGAGACAGGACGACACGGUUGAGAGUUCAGAGGAUAGCGAGGGGCAAUUCUGGGAGGAAGAGGAAGGAGACAACGGGGAGGAGUUGAGAGCAUCAGAGCUCACUCCUGCAAACUUUGAAACUGGGUAGUUUUGUUUGCAAUUCUAGAACUUUGAAUUUGUGAAC
Messenger RNA from Chara braunii, 2113 nucleotides. The record is from the annotation of a GenBank genome assembly. NCBI's taxonomy places the organism in Eukaryota, Viridiplantae, Streptophyta, Charophyceae, Charales, Characeae.